AUGUUUGUCAAUGCAUUUGAGUCAUAUCAUCUAGUAGGUACUGGGCUCAAAGCCCGCCGAGCCCACGUCAAAGAACUCCGCCGGCGAGAAGAUGAAUUAAAAACAUCCUAUCAAAAAAGCAAAGAAAUAGACGAUCUGUAUAACAAACCCCAAAGCCAGACACCGCGCACCCAUAAUACAGAACAAGAUACAUAUGCAGACAAGACGCAAGAGCUCAGAGCUUCAACAUCACAGGCUGUUGAAAUUGAACGGCCGGUGUGA
Sclerotinia sclerotiorum 1980 UF-70 is the source of this 261-nucleotide messenger RNA. RefSeq lists its product with no specific name. The coding region runs from base 1 to 261 and encodes 86 amino acids. The transcript has 2 exons. NCBI's taxonomy places the organism in Eukaryota, Fungi, Ascomycota, Leotiomycetes, Helotiales, Sclerotiniaceae. The record is from RefSeq and is a predicted model, not a curated record.